Laccaria bicolor S238N-H82 is the source of this 1416-nucleotide messenger RNA. RefSeq lists its product as uncharacterized. NCBI's taxonomy places the organism in Eukaryota, Fungi, Basidiomycota, Agaricomycetes, Agaricales, Hydnangiaceae. The transcript has 7 exons. Bases 1 to 1416 code for a protein of 471 amino acids. The record is from RefSeq and is a predicted model, not a curated record.
AUGGAAUUCACCAGCCUCAUCGUAGAGCGGGACGAUACAAACAGGAAGAUAGAAACGAGGAUCAAGAACGGCAAGGCAACACGAGGAGAGGUUCUUGACGCACAUUCCAAUCGGUUGAGGGGCCAUAGACGCGUCCUUGAUCUCAUAUCCAAAGUGUUCCUUCCCGCUGGUUACCCCGAUUCCGUGUCUCCAGAUUACCUUCGCUAUCAAAUAUUGAAUGCCUUACAAGCGUUCUGCAAUUCUUUGGUGGGACUUCUAUCAUCUAGGGCGAUCCUUGAAGGAUUCGGAGUUGGAGAUCCAUCUGCGACAGCAACGAAUGCACUACUUCUCACUGUCCUGCAAGACGUUUUCAGCCGUUUAACAACCAUUGUCGCGGCCCACAUAUUGGGUUCUUCACUAGCACCCGAUGUGAAGAAAUACCGACUCCUUGCUGACAUGCUCAACGACGCCGCCGUAAUUCUGGACACAAUUUCACCUCGUCUCGACACGCUUUUCUUUCCUGGUCUGCGAGUUGCAGCAUUAUGCCUCAGCGCAUUGUUCAGAUCUCUUUGCGCCAUCUCAGCGGGCGGCUCCAAGGCGUCUAUCAGCUUGCAUUUCGCUACACCGCUCAAAGGUACGGGCGACGUAGGCGAUCUUAAUGCAAAGGACGCCAGCAAAGAGACUGUCCUUGCCUUGCUCGGUAUGCUGCUUGGUACGCUCAUUGUGCCCCAUUUGACGACGCCAUGGACAAUUUACACAACUCUCCUUGUUCUUGUCGGACUCCAUCUCACCAUCAAUUAUAUUGGUGUGCGGGGUCUGGUCCUGCGCACAUUGAAUGGACAAAGGACUUGGCUUGCUUGGUCUGCCUAUAUGCGCACACAACCAGGUCGUGCCCCAACACCUGAUGAAGUGGCGAGUUUGGAACGUAUAUUUGAACGUCCAGGUGCAUUUAGGGAUCCUAGAAGCGGUGUCCUUAUGGGCCGCUGUACUAUUGGCUCUUCGUUUUCGGAGAUACUUAGCGGACCUAUACCUCCGCAGCUACUUGAGUUGUUCAAGGAGGAACGAUAUCUACUGUGGUUCGAUCGUCGCUGCCUGCUCCGACCGGAAUCCCCUUCCGUUGAAGGCUUCCUUCGCCUACAUAUUUGCCUCAAAGAGGGGUACAAUACUGAGGAUCAACUGAAAGCGUGGAUUCACGCUGCGGAAUUGUGUCGGGCUAUUUCUUCGCAAAGGGAUGCCUCUGGUGUCCUUGAUGCACUGGGGGUUCUUGAGGAGACCCAUCAGAAAGUUGUGGAACUGAUUCCGGAUUUUGUCAACAAAAUGCGGGCUCUCGGAUGGAAUACCCAUGAUUGUGCUCUUCUGUCGGGAUCUCCUGUCGCUGUUAUCCUCUCUGUUGAGAAUGCAGCCGGUCAAGCGACAGAAGGAAAGAAAACACGAUAG